AUGACGUCUUGGUCAUCGUUAAGCGGCCACCGGCUUGUUGACCACGUCUGGGGCGAGGGCUCUCCUUCUCUCAGCACCGCAACGACCCUUUUCAAUCUGCUUCAGGCGUUGACGAACAGUAGUGGUGUGGAUGGGAACGGCAAUAUCCACUCGUACGGAGUGUUGAUGAAUGCGGCCUUUGCAGUGUUGAUUCUGGCUCUUGGGAGGCGCGUUUACAAGCUCUUGACGGAAACGUGGCCAUCGUGGACGUUGGAGAAGCUGAGAAGCUUUUUAGCCUUGGAGACAAGCAAGGAUGCGGCUGCGGUCGACGUAUUUGUGAAUCAACCGGAGGAGUUUGUCUUUGAUAAUGAGUUGCUGGUGCUCGCAAUAGAGCAGUAUGUCUCGCACUUACUUCAGUUUGGAAAAGAGGAACAGAAAGGUGUUACUUCCAAAAGCAAUGCCAAUAACGAACAAAUGGCGAAACAGUCUGCUAGAGUCUUACGUACGGCAGAAUAUUGGUCUAAGCCAAAUUCUCUUAAUCCUGGCUGCUACAUGAGUGCGGUAGAAGCAUUCCGCAGGAAUUUUUCCCUUGUCAUGCGUCCUGCAGACGGUGACGUGGUGGAGGUGGAGCCUGGCCUUACGGUCUGCUUCCAACAGCAGAUAGUGCCGGUGUCGGUGCUCAAGAAGUGCAAGAUCGUCGCCCGUCGUGGAAAGGGGCCUCUCAUGGAUGCCUUUAUUCCCCUCAAUUUUGAUGCCGCUCGGAGGGGACAUGCCUUCAAACGGACCCGAAAUAAUGAAGAAAACGAGGGCAUUGAUUCUGACGGUACGACGACGACGACAGCGACUGCCAGUAAUAAUGAUGGUGCGAUGACUUUGAAUGGAAUGGGAGACCAGUCUAACGCUACCCGUGCCGGGAAUGAGGUUGAGAGGGUGGUUGUGCGCCAGGCAAUACUGCAAUGCACAGACAGGAACGAAAGUGGAAAGGAGCGCAUAAUGUCUUUUGCUAAAAGGGCGUAUGCGUGGUACAUUCCCAGUGUUGCUGAGACAGAUGAGCGAUACUACUUGUCUCCCUCCGCCUCCGAGUGGCAUCAUGUUCUUGAGUUGUGGGCACGACAACCGUCGGAGUAUUCACAGUGUCUUCAUAUGAGGCGAUUUAUUCUUUCUUCGGGCGGUGGCGGCUUUGGAAACCUAUUUUUCCAACAGAAGGCGCAGCUGUUCGCGCUUCUUGAAGAAUUCAGGCAGAAAAAGGGUAAGUUUGCAGUGCCAGGUGUCCCACACCAGCUUGUUAUUCUUUUGCAUGGUAUGCCAGGGACGGGAAAGAGCAGUGUUGCACGCAACAUAGCCGCGUUUUUGGAUCGACAUAUUGUGGCGGUUCCCAUUGGGUUUAUUCAAACAAACAGCACGCUGCGGGGAAUACUCUCCGGUGGUGUGAUGAUGAUUGAUGGGGUAGCGAGUGAAGAAGAUGAGGAUGAAGUCUUGACGCAAUUUAUGGCAUCUCAAACGCAGAAACUUGACGUGGAUAAGGUGGUUUAUGUGUUCGAGGAUAUUGAGGCGAUAUCAGAUGUGUUAUCGUUUCAGCUGCCCCUACAGCAUCAGCACAUGCUACGAGACCUGGAGGACACGACGGAGGAAGAUAAAGAGAAGGAAGAAGAACCCACUACGGGUGACUCCGGCGACAGGAGGGAUAGUGGCUCGGUUACGACGGAUUCAGACUCACAGGGGAAGUCCACAGAUUACCGCUUUGCCAUGAACGCACUGAAGAAAUACAGAGAGCUCUUGGUCGCGGACUUUCUCUCACCUGAGGGCGUACUCACCGCUUUGGACACCGCUUUUGCCCCCCCCGGGGCGUGUAAUCGUCUUUACAACAAAUUAUCCAGAGAAGCUGCCCGAUCUCUUUUGGAAGCCCGGCGUAUUAACACUCACAAUCCACCUGGGUCCUCUUGA
Messenger RNA from Trypanosoma rangeli, 1923 nucleotides. Its product is annotated as putative bcs1 aaa-type ATPase. The coding region runs from base 1 to 1923 and encodes 640 amino acids. The record is from RefSeq and is a predicted model, not a curated record. Gene Ontology annotation, molecular function: ATP hydrolysis activity; ATP binding. Lineage: Eukaryota; Euglenozoa; Kinetoplastea; Trypanosomatida; Trypanosomatidae. The transcript has a single exon.